AUGGCUAGAAUGAACCAUCCAGCUCCUGUGAAAGUCACAUACAAAAACAUGAGAUUUCUUAUUACACACAAUCCAACCAAUGUGACCUUAGAUAAAUUUAUAGAGGAACCUAAGAAUUAUAGAGUUACUACAAUAGUAAGAGUAUGUGAAGCAACUUAUAACAUUGCUCUUGUGGAAAAAGAAGGUCUCCAUGUUGUGGAUUGGCCUUUUGAUGAUGGUGUAACGCCAUCCAACCAGAUUGUUGAUGACUGUGGGGAAGUCAUAGGAAUUGAACACAUUAAGGAGUUAGUAGAUGACUCAGUAAAUAAUGUCAGAAAGGAUGAUCCACUGCUUUUGUCUUCAGGGAGAGUGCAGCUGGUUGUGGGAGAUGGAAGAAUGCGCUAUGCUGCUGAAGCUUCGUGUGAUGCUAUCCAUGUAGGAGCCACAGCCCCAGUUGUGCCCCAGGCACUAAUAGAUCAGUUAAAGCCUGGUGGAAGAUUGAUAUUACCGGCCAGUCCCGCAGGUGGAAACCAAAUGUUGGAGCAGUACGACAAGCUACAAGAUGGCAGCGCCAAAAUGAAGCCUCUGAUGGGGGUGAUAUACGUGCCUUUAACAGAUAAAGAAAAGCAGUGGUCCAGGGAUGAACUGUAA
Molecule: messenger RNA, 630 nt
Organism: Chrysochloris asiatica (Cape golden mole)
Lineage: Eukaryota; Metazoa; Chordata; Mammalia; Afrosoricida; Chrysochloridae
Product: protein-L-isoaspartate(D-aspartate) O-methyltransferase-like
Exons: 2
Coding region: 1-630 (209 amino acids)
Biological process (GO): protein modification process
Cellular component (GO): cytoplasm
Molecular function (GO): protein-L-isoaspartate (D-aspartate) O-methyltransferase activity
Source: RefSeq, a predicted model, not a curated record